CUCAUGUCAGACCACCCAGAUUGUCUUCAGUUCACACUCUCCUCCCACCCUGAGGCUGUACUCAGCAGAAUGAACAUUCUGAGAGAGGAGAGGCACUUCUGUGACAUCACUCUCCUGCUGGGGGGUCCUGUGGGUGCUACUGAACACCCCUACUGUUUUCAUGGUCACAAAGUAGUGUUGGCUGCAGCUUCCGACUUUUUCCGGGACCAGUUCUUACUUCACGACGGUCAGGCUGAGCUGGCUGUCAGCAUGAUUACCAAUGUUGAAGUGGCAAGAAAGUUAUUGCUGUCCUGCUAUACUGGACACUUAGAGGUCCCUCGAUGUGAACUGGUGACAUACCUCACAAUAGCCAGUGCUCUGCAAAUGAGUCCUGUGGUGGAAAAGUGUGCUCAAGCCAUUUCUCUUUACUUCAUCCCCACCUUGAAGAAUACUUCAAAGGCAGAGGAAAUCCAGCAGACCCAGGGUGCCAACACUACUUUUAACCAGCCAGAGAACACUCACCCUCAACAACAAAUGAGAGAAGAGGAUUAUGAAAAUGAAAAAAAGGUAUUGGAAUUAGAAAGUAAAAUAACGACCAAUGACAUUUCAAACCCUGUAGGCCUUUCCCAUAAUGUUGAAAUUGGUACUCUUGAAUGUAAACUACGCAGUGCUGCAAAUUGCUCCACAUCAUCAGACAGAGACCGAGAAAGUCCUGACAAUGAAGGAAGAGAGUUGGAGAGUUUGCAAAAAGAAGAGGAUGGAAAAAGAGAACUGAAUGAUACAGUUUAUUACAAGCAGCCUCUGGUAGAACUUGAGAUUGCUAUUUCUAAAGAUGUUCUGACGCAGAAUACAGUAAAAAGUCCUAAAAGUCCCAACUUACUUCCAAAGUCAUAUCUAUGCCAAGAAUGUGACCAUGUGUUCCAGCACAUGGAUAACUAUGUACAGCACAUAAAAGACCACCAUUAUCACCAGUGUUUAGUUUGUGAGAAGAACCUUCCCCAAAAGAAUGCUUUGUCUCGCCAAGUCCAUGUGAAGCCUUACAGAUGUCCACUGUGUCAUGGCACGUUCCCUGACAAAGCGUCUCUGCAAUACCACAUUCAUUUUCACAUAGGCUACAAGCCACACAAAUGUAGCUACUGCACCGAGCAAUUCAAUCUCAAACAAGGCCUGAGGCGCCAUCUAAAGGACACUCAUUGGAAAAGCAAUUUGGAAAAUGUUCUUGAAGAGGCUGAUGGAUAA
Messenger RNA from Periophthalmus magnuspinnatus, 1218 nucleotides. Its product is annotated as zinc finger and BTB domain-containing protein 26-like. The transcript is spliced from 2 exons. Gene Ontology annotation, biological process: regulation of transcription by RNA polymerase II. Gene Ontology annotation, cellular component: nucleus. The record is from RefSeq and is a predicted model, not a curated record. Gene Ontology annotation, molecular function: DNA-binding transcription factor activity, RNA polymerase II-specific; protein binding; RNA polymerase II cis-regulatory region sequence-specific DNA binding. Bases 4 to 1218 code for a protein of 404 amino acids. NCBI's taxonomy places the organism in Eukaryota, Metazoa, Chordata, Actinopteri, Gobiiformes, Gobiidae.